GGUGACAAGUGUCAAAACAAAAUUCAGCAUUGCGCAUGUGUGUGUGUAAAGAAGUGGGGAAAUGUUGCUAAAACUGCGAAAAAUGACUCAGAAAAUGUGAAAUCGUGGAGAGCUACGCAUCAAACAUACAAUUUAUAACAAAAAAAAAAAAACUGACAAAAUUUUUAUAAAUAAUUUUGUUAACACUAUCGUACGAGAUAGGAAAAAAAACAAAAGAAAAAACAGGAAAGAUAUCCAGAAGGAAAAUAUUUGAGAAAGCCUUGGAAGGAAAAAAAAAAAGAGUAAUCAAAGUUUUUAUUUGACAUCUAAAUUUUUUUUUCUGGUCGAAGAAAAAAUGACGUUUUAGCCUUGUUUGCGAGAAAAAGACAAAAAACAAGGGAGAUAGAAGAGGACAAGUAGUCCAUGAUAUUUUUUUCGUUUUGAUCACUUCGUAAAAUUGUGUUGUAAUUUUUGCCAAAGAGUAAAAGAGACAGUCUCUCAAUAAUGUCCGAUGCAAAAUGAAGAUGGAGAAAUUUUGCCAACAAUCCAAGUGGUAUUAUUCUGUUGUUUUUUAAUCGCGCUGAAAAAGACGGAAUGACAAUGAAAAGAAAAAUGGAUGAUAUGAAAAAAGAGACAAUAUGCCUCUAAAAUUGUUCAAAAUGAAAUGAAUGAUGCGUCCAAUUGAUGCUAAAUGAAGAAAAAAAUACCAGUGAAAUUUAUUUGAAAGACAGAAAGGAAGAAAGAAAGGAAGAAAGAAAACUAGGUUAAAUGAUGGAUAAUGAUAAAAUGUGUGAUGAAAAGGAGGAAAUUGAUUUGGAAGAUGGAGAAAUUGAGUCAGAUGGCGAAGUUGAUAGUGCACCGAUAUCGCAGCAACAGCAGCAAAUGCAGGAUGAUGGAAAUGGUCAGGGUGAGCAGGGUGCUAUCGAUGAAUGGGCAGUUCGUGUUGAAAAGGCAAUAGCCAAUGUACUGAAGAAGGAUGGUAUUGAGGUGGCUGAACCGACAGUUGCCAAAGUAGUACCAGUCAUUCCGGGACCAUCAAAACGGCCACAGGGCACUAAGGAUGAUGUCAGUGGUCAGAAGAUGGGCAGGAAGAGAAAGAGGAAGCGCAGUGAAGGUGGCGGCGGAGGCGGAGGAUCGUCCAAAGAGAGACGAAAGGUACCACCAAAGAUGGCAGAUGCAGGAAGAGAUGAAGAUGACUUUGAGAUGCUGUGCAUCAGAGGUGGAAGUCCACCGAGACGUGAUUGGGACUGUGAGUCCGAACAGAGUUACUCAAGUUACUCCAGUCAGGAGUCAGCUGGUGAAUACCGGCGACCAAGAAAGAGGCAGAGGGACAGAAGACGCGGAGGGGGCGGCGGUGGGAAACAUUUUGAGAAACGACGACAUGAUUCUGAUAAUGAAUCUCGUCAUCAGCACAAGAUGGAACUCUGCAAAUUUUACCUGAUGGAUUGCUGUGCAAAGCGCGAAAAGUGCCUCUAUAUGCACUCAGAUUUUCCCUGUAAGUACUACUAUCUUGGUCUCAAUUGCAUCAAUCGGGACACGUGCAAAUUCUCCCAUGGACGUCCACUAUCAAAUCAAUUGCGUAGUAUCUUGCUGAAGCACCUUGAGACAGCACCAAAGGAGAUUCUUGGUGAUUUUCCCCGUCUUGGACGCAAUCAUGCCAUCAGUAUGAUCAAUGUUACACACAAAAAACUAAUGGCUGAAUUUGAGGAGGUAACUGUAUCAACUAAUGUCAAUCAAGAUACCAAAAUGCCAACAGGAAAACCAAGAAAGAGUCGUUGGUGCGGUGAUGCCAGACAGACAAAGAAUCAACAGGCAAAUGAGAAUGUUCUGAGUCUAAAGCAUCUCACGAAUGUCCUUACGCAGGAUCAAAUUGAUCGGAUGGCAACGAUGGGAAUUAAGACUUUAAAUGAGGUGCAACAGCUGACUUUUAUGCAAUUGACAGAAUUGGGCCUGAGUGUUCAGCAACUUAGUGAGAUUCAACUGAAUACAAUGAAUUUUGUUAAAUUGGGUUUAGUCCAAAAUCAGGCUCAAAGUACCGUUUCCGGUCCGACGGACACUGGGGAGAAGACUGAGGUAGGAGCAGGAACAGGAGGAGCAGGAGGAGAUGUUGAUAUGAGAAAGGUAGAACAGGAAAUAGCAUCACCGGAUCAUGAUGACAUUCAGCGGCAUCAGCAGCAAAGUGGUGGAAGUAUUAUGGAGGAGGAUUUGCAGCAACUGAGUGUCGUGCAGGAGUGCAUUGUGAGGGCAGCAACAGCAUCACCGGAUGGUGAACAUGGUGGACAGGAUGAGCCAAAAUUGUUAAUUGAUGAAUCAUGGGAGAGUGAUGAAGAUGCUGCGGGUGCAUCGGCACAGAAGGAUGAUGAAAAGGGAAAAUAUUGUGAUUCAGCUGAGCCAUAUUGGCCACCAGCGCCACCUGUUGUCGAGGCGGCUGACAUGAGGAGAGUGGUGGGAGGUAGUCUAGCCAAAAUUGACUAUACAUCACAAAUACUUCCACCGCCAGAGCCAGAACCCGAAUCAAUUGCACCAAUGGAUCAUGGUGAUGCUGGAACAUCUGUCGAUGCAUCGAGUCGUGAUCCGCGAAAGAAAAGCGCAACACCAGGAAUUACCGAUGAAGGAGUACAGGAACGUCAUCAGAGACCAAGUAUCUAUGAUCAAUCUGGAUCUGCGUGGGACAUUGAAGAGGCCACAAUGGCAGAAAUAGCAACAGAUCAAGAUAUGAGAUUGUCAUUUGCUGAGGGUAGUGUUCGUGAUGUUGAUCUCAGGCUACCCUUCAAGCCACUCAUGAAAAACUAUGUUCCUGCCACUGAAAUUGAUGCAUCGCUCACAUCUCAUGCUCCUCUACCCUACAAGGUAGUUGAGUGCGACAUUCCACCGCCAGACUACCGAGAGAUACGAAAGCGAAUGCCAGUUGGUGGUGGUAGUACACAGGAUCCACGUGUUCGACGAAUACUGGCUCUUAAGGAUCCAGAAGUGACAACAAAUGUUGAUCAAGUGACAGAUGCAGUUGAACCAAAGCAACCAACCAUUUCGGCUGUUCGAGUUGAUCCACGACGAAAGCGUGAAGAGGCCCAACAAAAAGCACCUCCAGCUGGUGGCAUUGAUAUACAACAGGUCCUGCAGAAGAGUCCGUGGUAUCGUGAAUUGGGCAGUAAGAACAAGAUAAUGGUUAAUCAACAUUUAGCUCUCCUAUCGGCCGAACUGAAACGUUUUGCAGCUGAUGUUACACCGGGAAAAAUAUUUGAUCUCACUGUUGUCACACAUAAUCCAACAUUGCAGCAUAUUCUGCAGCAACUUGGAAUUGGUUUAGGUGAUUCAGGUCAAUUUCAGUUGAUGGAGGACCAACAGCAGCAACAGCAACAGCAACAACAGCAACAGCAGCAGCAGCAAUCGAGGAUGAUGGAAUGGAUGCCACAGGGAGGUCCACCGCAAAUGCGUCCGGGAUUUAUGGCACCACCGCCACAGGCCAGACCGGGACUUUUGGGUGUAGCUCCGCCGCCAAUUGGACCAGGGCAGAAUCUCUUUGAGACUGGUGCACCCUUCUAUCCGCCCCAAAUGCCAGAUUACUUUGCCCAACCGCCACCGGGAGAUGUACAAAGGCAAAGGCCACCAUUUAGGCCACGGCCCGAUCGUUGGGCACCACGUGGGAGGCGCCAUUUUGACUCACAGCGCUCUCCGAGGCGCGAUAAACCGAAAAAUUAAUUGUACAUUGUCCUCCACUAUCUUAUUAAUCCUUCUAUUUUUCAUCAAUAAUGAAUUUGAAAAUAAUCUUUGAAAUAUGAAGAAAUUUUAGAUGAAAUACAGAAAAAAAAAACUGAAUAACACAUUAACCCAAA
Phlebotomus papatasi is the source of this 3812-nucleotide messenger RNA. RefSeq names its product protein suppressor of sable (gene su(sable)). The record is from RefSeq and is a predicted model, not a curated record. Gene Ontology annotation, molecular function: RNA binding; metal ion binding. Gene Ontology annotation, biological process: negative regulation of DNA-templated transcription. The transcript is spliced from 7 exons. Bases 748 to 3678 code for a protein of 976 amino acids. NCBI's taxonomy places the organism in Eukaryota, Metazoa, Arthropoda, Insecta, Diptera, Psychodidae. Gene Ontology annotation, cellular component: nucleus.